CGCUUUUGGUUUUGUGUGUAUAAAUCGAAAAAGGGUUGAAUGGGUACGACAAAGGCUUUCAUUCAAAGAAACAGAGACCAAAACACACACAAAAAGAGAGAAGGCGAAUUAAAGACAAAGAUAAUGUUAACAUCAAGGGCAUGGAUCAUCGCUUCAGGUUUGGUCGGAGCUAUAUCACUGAUGCUCCGAUCGGUGUUGAACUUCUCCUUCACCGGAUUUCAUUUCUCUCUCCCUACUUUAAACCCCCUCUUCAUCAUCAUCAACGGAAUCAUCUUCGCUCUCGCAGCCUCCUCUUCUCUCUUCGGCCAUGGAUCUGACUCUUCGGCCACGGAGCAUAACCACGAUCAUGAUACAUAUCAUCACUAUGAACAUGAUGACCAUAACCAUAACCAUAGCCAGAACCAUGACCAUGACCGUUCUUGGAAUAACUCAUCAUCCGACUUUUCGUUUGAUCAAUACAACAAUAAGGUUCAUGAGGUAAAAAAGUUCCCGGUGAAGUCAGAGAAGUCAGAGAGUGGAGGAUCUUCUAGUAAUCGUAGACCGGUUUCAUCUCCGGAAAUUCAAUUUCCGUCAAAGGCGCCGGAGAAACCUACUGGACCCCGACGUCCACCUGUCCCUUUAAAGACUUUUCCACAAGAUGACAAGUCGGGUGAUGAGAGCGAGACCAUGGAUGAGAUGUGGAAGAGAGUCAAAGCCGAAAAACAACCACCGAAAUCUAACACGGUUCAAGGCCACGUCAUUUCAAGAAACGGCUCAAGAAUGUCCACAUCGUCGUGUCCAUCCCCGUCGCGAGCGAGGAGGCCUCCUUCAUCGUCCUCGGGGUCGGGAAAGAAGUUGAUGGAUAGAAUUCCGUCGUGGGUGAAUUUGAAAAAGGAGUUGUCAAUGGGAAGAGAUGAGCUAAACUCACGAGUCGAAGCUUUCAUUAGAAAAUUCAACGAUGAGAUGAAAUUGCAAAGGUUGGAAUCUUUAAGACGUUACAAACUUUUCCGUCGUCGGAGCGAGGAAGAGUAAAAAUAAUGGAAGGAGCUACCAAAAACGACAGUGCAUUUUCAUACUGUUUUCCUUUUUGGUAAGCUUUGUUUCAUCCACACUCCAUCCGGUUUUAGUUUGUAUAAUCUACUCAAAUAAAAAAUGUUCAAGUUAAUAUGCAACAUUCGACGACGUUGUAAUCAUUGUCUAGAAGUUUAGAUGUGCAUGUAUAUGUCUUGGCUUUAGAUUUGCGUUUGGUAGUGUAAGAAAAUGUGUUUUCUUUAUUAAUUAAUUAAUUAUGUAAAAAAAUUGGUAUAAAACAUGUAAAAUCGUGUGCCACAUUCAUUCUGAUUUUACUUGCUCUUUUUUUGUGUAAAGUGAAUAUGUGUGAUUAUGUAUCUCAAUCUAUAAUCACAUUUGAAGUCAACAUGGAUGAUCUCAAAUAUGUUGAUCUUU
This is a messenger RNA of Brassica napus (rape), 1425 nucleotides long. RefSeq lists its product as uncharacterized. NCBI's taxonomy places the organism in Eukaryota, Viridiplantae, Streptophyta, Magnoliopsida, Brassicales, Brassicaceae. The transcript is spliced from 2 exons. The coding region runs from base 40 to 1011 and encodes 323 amino acids. The record is from RefSeq and is a predicted model, not a curated record.